This is a messenger RNA of Nothoprocta perdicaria, 6261 nucleotides long. It is a transcript of the gene PPP1R12B, whose product is annotated as protein phosphatase 1 regulatory subunit 12B. The record is from RefSeq and is a predicted model, not a curated record. Gene Ontology annotation, cellular component: Z disc; cytoplasm; A band. Gene Ontology annotation, biological process: signal transduction. Gene Ontology annotation, molecular function: protein kinase binding; enzyme inhibitor activity; phosphatase regulator activity. The transcript has 25 exons. Bases 1 to 3105 code for a protein of 1034 amino acids. Lineage: Eukaryota; Metazoa; Chordata; Aves; Tinamiformes; Tinamidae.
AUGUCGGAGCCGGAGCACCUGGGCGGCAAGCGGGCCGAGUCGGCGCGGCUGCGGCGGGCCGAGCAGCUGCGGCGCUGGAAGGGCUCCCUCACGGAGCAGGAGCCCGUGGCGGCGGCGGGCGGCCGCGGGCGGCACCGCGGCGCCGGCGGCUCCCGCGUCCGCUUCGAGGAAGGCGCCGUCUUCCUGGCCGCCUGCUCCAGCGGCGACACGGAGGAGGUGAAGCGGCUGCUGGGCCGCGGCGCCCGCGUCAACACCACCAACGUGGACGGGCUGACGGCGCUGCACCAGGCCUGUAUCGAUGAGAACCUGGACAUGGUGAAGUUUCUUGUGGAAAAUGGAGCCAACGUGAACCAGCAGGAUAACGAGGGCUGGACCCCUCUCCACGCUGUGGCAUCGUGUGGCUAUCUGAACAUAGCAGAGUACUUGAUUAGUCAUGGAGCCAACGUGGCUGCUGUGAACAGUGAAGGUGAAGUCCCCUCUGACAUCGCGGAGGAAGCAGCCAUGAAGGACCUGCUGCUGGAACAAGUGAAGAAACAAGGUGUGGACCUAGACCUGGCAAGAAAAGAAGAGGAGCAGCAAAUGCUGCAGGAUGCCCGGCAGUGGCUGAACAGUGGGAGAAUCGAGGAUAUAAAGCAGCCUCGAACRGGCGCCACAGCUCUUCACGUUGCUGCGGCCAAGGGUUAUUCCGAAGUCAUGAGGCUUCUGAUCCAGGCUGGGUUUAAUUUGAACGUCCAGGACAACGACGGCUGGACCCCGCUGCACGCUGCCGCGCACUGGGGAGUGAAGGAAGCUUGCUCCAUCUUGGCAGAGGCCUUGUGCGAUAUGGACAUCAGAAACAAGCUGGGCCAGACACCGUUCGAYGUGGCUGAUGAAGGACUGGUUGAACACUUAGAAAUGCUGCAGAAGAAACAGACUGUGCUGCGAAGUGAGAAGGAGACGAGGAAUAAACUCAUAGAAGCGGACAUGAACGGCAAGCCUCAAAGCAGACUCUUCACAAACAAAGAGAAGAUUCUUUAUGAGGAAGAUACACUGAAGUCCAUGGACAUGGAGGAAGAGAACAAGGACUCUAGCAGUUCCAGYUCUGAAGAAGAGGAGGAGGAAGCUGAAGAAGAUGAGGUUUCAGAAUCAGAUGCUGAAAAGGAGUCAGUGAGGAAGGAGGAGUCCUUUGCCAACCACACCAGCCAUGAAACCAGGCCUACCAUCACGGAACAAAUACCACCACCCGAGUCCAACUCCUUCACUGCAUCUGCCAGAAGGUUCAGCUGGCUCAACAGGUCAGAAGAGCAGAAGGAUGAGUCACCUUCCUCUUGGCGCCUGGGUCUACGGAAGACUGGCAGCCACAACAUGUUGAGUGAAGUGGCUGCUACACGUGAGGCCCAGAGAGAUAAGAGUUCCUCUAUCUAUCGUUCUUCAUCAAGUCCUCGGAUAUCUGCGUUAUUAGACAACAAAGAAAAGGAUAAAGACACCAAGAGCUAUCUUGCCACGAUAGCCCCCAGAAGACUAAGUAGUACAAGCGAUAUAGAGGAAAAAGAAAACAGAGAAUCAGCUGUUAACCUGGUGCGAAGUGGCUCUUACACCCGGCAGCCCUGGAGGGAUGAAUCAAAGGGAAAUGAAGCCCCCAAUUCUAGUGCACCAGCCACCUAUGUAUCUACGUACUUGAAAAGUGCUUCCUUUGGUAGAAGUAGUGACCUCAACAGUCCCUACAUUUCAACCAGUCGCAAUACAUCUCUAGCUACCUCACCCACUACCAUUGGUUCAUCUACCUCAUUGGGCACCCAGUGGCAACCUGUCUCUUCCUGCCCCACAUCUCUCGGUGCGAACACUACUGCAUCAGCCCGCCAGUCUACCAGAGCCCCUUUCAGGCAACAAACUGAUUCUGCUGUAGAGAAAAAUACAGAGGGCAUCUCUGCUAGCACCCCCCUAGGUGUAAUCACAAAUCGUGCUGUACUCGGCUCUGCCAAUGGUAUUGCCAAUGCCGGUGCUGUCUCAACUGCAGGAAAGGACUUCUCAGCUGAGGAAGCCAGGGAGCGCAGAAGGUCAUAUCUGACUCCGGURCGGGAUGAGGAAGCAGAGUCCCUGAGGAAGGCACGAUCCAGACAGGCCCGACAGACUCGCAGGUCUACACAGGGUGUGACACUUACAGACCUUCAGGAAGCCGAGCGAACCUUCAGCCGGUCUCGGGCAGAACGGCAAGCUCAGGAGCAGCAAAGUGAGAAGGUGGAGAGCACGGAGCCCGCUGAGGACAGCAGGGAGAGACAGGAGACCCGGCCCCGGUGGAGCAGAAGUGCCGAUGAGGAGACUGUGUAUCGGCGAUUAAGGUGCCCAGGACAGACAGACAAACCUACCACACCUGUAUCUCCCUCCACAUCAGCACCUCUCCUUUAUACAAGCUCUUACCUGACUCGAACAAACAAGUAUCUGGAUCUCGACUCUGUAAAUCCAGCAGACUUCAGAAGUGCAGCCGCAGAAAUGGAGAAGAAUGAGUGUGAAGAUCAAGAUUUAGACGACAAAUCUCCAAACAAACAGUCCAUCCGAGAGAGGCGGCGGCCCAAAGAGAGGCGAAGAGGCACUGGUAUCAUUUUCUCAACAAAAGAUGAUGAUGAUGAAGUUGAUGGAAACGAGGAAGUGAAGGAAACACGGCAUGAAAGACUUUCCAGGUUGGAAGCAGCUACAAAUCCCACCACGAGCGACCCCUCGUCCUACGGCGAUCGCGCGUCCAGCCGCUCCAGUGCCUACACCCGGAGAGAGAACCGCCUAGCCUCCCUCGGCACCAGAACGGAAGAGGAGAGUAACAGGGACUACAAAAAAUUAUAUGAAAGUGCUCUGUCUGAAAAUCAAAAGCUGAAAUCGAAACUGCAGGAAGCCCAACUUGAGCUGGCUGACAUCAAAUCAAAGUUGGAAAAAGCAGCCCAGCAGAAACAGGAGAAAACUUCUGACCGAUCUAGCAUGCUGGAGAUGGAGAAACGGGAGAAGCGAGCCCUGGAGCGGAAACUCUCUGAAAUGGAAGAGGAGAUGAAGAUUCUGACCGAGCUCAAGUCGGACAACCAGCGGCUCAAGGACGAGAACGGGGCGCUCAUCCGGGUCAUCAGCAAGCUCUCCAAAUAGGAAGCCUGAGCAAAGGCAGGACGGAGAGGGGUGCCCUACACAAGCUGCCAACCCUGCCACCAAGCCCUCCCCACCUCUUUUCCUCCUGUCCACAGUACAGCAAGCAUUUCAGCCAUGGGAUCAAUGUGUCACGCCUGCCUUGCCCUGCCCUUUGCUGUACAUUCCCUUCUUGCCCUUCCUUCCCCCACAACACACGCCCUUGCCAUUUUAUUAUUUUUAAUUUAAGCACGUUGUGGUAUCUCGGACAUUUUAUUCRAGGGAGAAGAGAAAUGUCAGGACUGGAUUUGAGCUGCCAAAUUGUUUUCUGCCAGAAGCCCAGUGUUGGGUGCCCAGCUCCAGUCUAGAGUAGGUAGGUUGGUAGCUUCUGCUUUUCAAAGUGAUGCCGAAAUCCCUGAAGACUGAAUGCAGCGUGUCCAAGCCCGUGAUGGCUGGGAAAUGUGAACGGGAGCUGCGGCUCUGCGGAUGCACGUCAGCUGCCCACCUAAAAUGUAGAACUCUGCUUAAAAAGAGCUGCAGUGAAAGACAACGGGGCCGAUUUCUGAGACGGGCUGGUGAGAACUGCUUUGCACAGAGACCUCCUUCUCCUCUUGCCCUGGUAGACCAAGUCCUUUUAUUUAAUGUAAGAUUUUGAAUCUGUUCAGAACCAUCAGCACCGCAUCUCAGCAUCAGCCCCCUUAUCUCUCACCCUGCUGUCUGGGUGAUUCGGUAACAUCUGGCCAGGGCUCCUGUCUCAGGUCCUAUGCAUUUAGCAGCAUCUGCUUUUUGUGCCUGGACGCUUGUCCCUGGGCACAGGAUGUAUCACAGACACUUGCCAAGGUUUACUAAGGAGGAGCUUAAACCAAUAGAGAUCAUCUGCAACUUUCACCUGCAUCCAUUUGAGCUGGGCAUGAAUCACCGUGCAGGGAAGUGUGUCAGCACAAGACUCCAACCUCCCUCUCCUGACAGAGGYCUGGAAUUCCUUUCCCUUAAGCUGUUACGUGGAGGAAGAGCCGUGUAGAGGAGUCAGGUCAGAUACUUCAGGUACUUGGCCUCGAUGUUCAACGUGAGACUGACCAAGGAAAUGCAGCACUGUUUUGGUUUGAGGGGAUGGAGAUGAGAGAGGGAACGAUGGAGGUGGCAUCAACCACCCAUCCGUUGGUGAGGAGGACCUGACACAGCUGGGUGUCAAGGCAGAGGAACGUGGAGCAGGGGUCAUUUGACCUCCUGCGUGUCUUGCAAAGGCGAAGGGGCAGGAAGGAGCAACCCUUGGGCGUGUUGGUAGCUCUGUCUCUAGGAUGAAGUCAGAAGCUGGCAAUAAGACUUGGCCUUGAAUGAGACCUCACAAAGCUCUUUUGUGUUACCGAGACUCAGAAGAGUUUGAUACUGUUCCCCCAUGGGCAUGGUAACUCCUCCACGUGAUUUUGAUGACGAGCAGCAGUAACCUGUUGUCAGACCUGCUGAGCUUCCUCUUCAUAAACCCAUCGCAAAAGAGACCUUCCCUUUUCAGAGACUUCUCCYGGUAUCCAGACCUCUUUCCCCACCACUUCCCCGCAUACUUGGCCUUUCCUUUGCCCUUUGUUGUCCCAGCUCCACGAGGCUGAGACUUAYGGUCGCAGUCAUUGAACGUGUAGGUCACCAUGAAGAAAUGUUACCUACGUUCCCAGGUGCUUCUGCUGACCUGUGGCAUGCGGAUCCCAAGGGGUGGUAGGGAUCUUUCUGCUACAAGCAAUGUGGAUGUGAUACUUGAACACGAGUGUAACUCCUGACCUUGCUCAACAGGGUGAAAGCUCCUGGGCUUUUGGAGACCGCUGAUUAUUGCUUCAGGAAGUAUAUGAAUUUUUUGCUUUUUUCUUUUUCCUUCCUAAGUCUCAAUAUUUGUCUUUCCCCUCCCCAUCCCACCUUCAUCCACCUCCCUCCCGUUCCCUCGAGAGCUGCCCGUUUUGCCCAGGGCAGGUCUAGCCGGAGCUUCCUCUCCCACCGCCCGGCCGGGGCGCGGGAUGCGGUUCCCCCGGGACACUGAAGCGCUUCCUCUGCCACGUCGCUUUGGGGAGGAAGAGACCAAAGCUGGUUAAUGGCUGAGCAGUGCAGAGCACUGGCAAGUCCAGGCAUCCUUUCUGACUCCUUUAUUUUGACCCUGCUUGAUUUAACAGCUUUAAAUCUUGAAACCUGGUCAAUGCUUUUUCUGCACGCCUUUCCCCUCCUGGUGCAAUUCUUUAUGUAAGUACUCCUGCAUUUCUUGAUGUUGCCACUCUGCGGCGUUGCUCCUGGCUUCSGACGUGGCUUUCUCGCCCACCAGCGUGACGGGAGCCCCGGCACUCCUGCGCGUGGAGACGAGGACGUUCCCACCGGCUGGGGCUGCCCCCGGGYGCGGGGCUGGCCCCACAGCGCGUGGAACCCGGAUCCCGGCACCACGAGGGACAGGAGUGCGGGCUGAGAGCCUGUUCUUCUCACCAGGGAGGGCCCUGGAGGUGUGAAGGAACCUGGUACCUGUUUAGGGAGAGGGUUCGACCCRUUCUGGCAAAUCCCUCCUGCACUGACAUUUUGCCCCUUCCUACCAGGCGACUCGCUGCGUUUUAUCCUAGGGGACAAUAUGCAAAGGGUGCAGAAGGCUCAAUCUGUGUGGCACCUUCCAAAGCCAAACCACUUUAGAUGAAGUGUCUGCUUAGCACUGGAUUCGCAUCCCUCAGCUCUGAGUAGCCCAUAGGACGCCCAAUGUGUAGUCUCAGUGACUAGCCAAAGCUGUGAGUAUUUCAUGGGGACAAAAGUUCAGUGAAAACCAAAUUCCUGCGAACAACUUUUGGUCUCAGUUAACCCUGSCUGACCUAACCAGUGCACUGAGGAGCUAAAAUAAUAGGAGACCUUGCAUCUGCACUUGGGACAGAGUGCAAAGCAAGCCGGUUUUAAGCCUGAUCCCUAUUUGAAUCCAGAGCAUUUGCCAGAGGUGCUCUCCUUUGGAGAGCACGGAAGGUUUUUUGGUUUUUUUUUCUUUUUCUAAGCAAUUGCUUGGGGUGAAUUCAUUUUUAUUGCUUGGGGUGAACCCACCUAUCGCGGCUGCGAGUUUGAUGGCUCGUUGUAAAUAAACUCCUUGGAGAAAGCAGGACUGAGCUUAUGAGAUGGGGAGAGAAUGUAUUUUUAUGCAACUUUGAGUGGCCUUUCAAACCCUGAGAUGAAUGAUUU